CUGAACGAGGUGUGGAGCUGCUCGUUGUGGGGUUUCUCUAUAAUGUGAUAGGGUCUUGCUAUAUGCCUUGCAGUAAUGUAUGUUGUGCAUGCGAUUUGGUAUACGGAUACAACUGAAUUGGAUUUCCUGUGAGCAAGCGAGGUGUGGCAGGUAAUCCCAGCAUUUAAUCCCAUUUAUGACAGCUCUGAUGUUUGAAUCAGAGCUGUCAUAAAUUAUAAUAAAGAGAUAAAAGAUUUAAUCUGAAACAGAGAGACGCUUCUACGUGAGCGCCCGCUGCCAGUCCCCUAAACCUGCCAGUGAGGAAAGUCAGCGUGCCACCUAGUCAGCAGUCCCAACCCCCACCCCUGAACACAUGUUCAGCAUCCUUAGCUGGGCAGCACUGAGACACAGCUGAGAAGCACAGAGAGAGGGAGGGAGAGAGCAGUGAAGUGGAAACAUGGGUGAGCGUCAGAGAAAGACAGAAAUAGAGCGAUAAAGCAGUGAAUUGGGCAGAGAGAGGAAGAGGAGGAGGAGGAGGAGGAAUAGAGCCAGUGUUCCACCGAGGCGAGACGGCGCUGCUUCGUGCAGACGAGGUCGUGUUCUCGUAGAAGAAAGCUGGCGUCGUGUGUGGAUGUGAGAAGCUCGUGGAUUUGCUCCCUUCGGAGUCUCUGUGGAAUUCAUCGCGUCCUGAACCUGAGCAGCUGCAGACAGAGGAUGCGACAGCGGCUGGAUGCUUGGAUCCAUGUGGGGCCUGUGACGUCUGCACCCCCCUCCGUGGCUGUCUUCCUCCCCCUGUAAGAAUGUCUCCGGCAGCCCUGACCCAGAUUGUGGAGUCGCGGCUCUUGGUUGCGCUGUGAACGUGAAUAUGCUCUUCUCCUGCCUCUGCCCACAUCUGUCUCCGUGGAUGCGCCCAGCCACUGGCACGCUACGCUGCAGAGACUGAUCCAUAAAAAAUAAUCCCCAGCUGGAGAGCAAACAACAUCUGGGCGUGGAGAGAAGGGAGAGGGACAAGUCUCAGCAGGGUUGGCAGCAGAUGGUGACACUGCAGCAGCACUUCUCCAGCAUGGAGGAGACGGUGCGGACACUUCUUCAGAACCAGGACUCACUGGAGGGCCCCAAGGUGGACCCACUGGACCUUAUGAAAGCAUACAAGGACAAACUCCUGGAGGAAAUGUGGAAGCAGCAGGACAGUUUAGAGGGUCCUACAGCCACAGCAGCAGAAAUGCCCACCUCGCCUGAGGCCAGCGGUGGAUCUGAAGAAAAUUCAAAGGACAGCAAUCCCCUGCUAGAGCGACUCAGAGCCCUUGAGGCUGAGAACUCGGCUCUGUCGAUUGAAAAUGACAAUCAGAGGAAGCAGUAUGAACGCUGUCUGGAUGAGGUGGCUAACCAGGUGGUUCAGGCCCUCCUCACACAGAAGGACCUGAAAGAAGAAUGUGUGAAGCUGCGGACCCGUGUGUUUGACCUGGAGCAGCAAAACCGCAUACUGAGUGUGCUGUUUCAACAACGUGUCAAAAUGUCCACGGUUCCUGUCUCCCAGGAGGUACAAAGAAAUGGAAAAGCAGGUAUUCCUGCAGGAAGAUGGCCUAGCCUGCUGAGCCUAACAUGCCCACGCAGCAGCGGUAGUGGCAGUGGCAGUGAAUUGUCAUUAUCCAGUGCUUGUAGUGAUCACUCCAGUGGCUCCCACACUUGGGCAGAAGGACGUGGCUUCUCAAAGCAGUGUGCCACAAGCCGGGACAAAAGGAUGAGUACAGGCUCAGUAUCCAGCAAUCAUUCAGCACCCUUGGAGCCGACAGAGCUGGGAUGGAAGGAAGGCCACAUUCUGAAAGGCCUAAAGCGUCUCCAAAUGUCUAGCUCAAAAGAAACUUCCGCAAAUGCAUCUGUACCAGACUGCAAAGACUGUAUGACCUCUAAUGAAGGCAUAUACUCACUUGGUGUAAAGUGUGGCCUGCAAGGGGCUACAGCUAAACAAGUAGCUCCUUUGAGUAAAUCUUUGAAGGCUGAAGAAAGGAUUGCUGUUCCUGACUCUGACGAUGCAGAUGAUGAGUCAUCUAAAUUACAAAGAGGGGACUCCAGUGAGCAACCAAUACAGGAGCUUCUGUGCUUAGAGAAACCGGAUGUCACAAAAAACGAUGAUGGCAAUUUGCUAGAAGACUCAGCAAAACUUAAUGGAAAUUCUGGUGUUUUUCCCUCACCAGUGACAGACAACAUCUCAUUUUUGGGGGGGCCCACAAUAAAACCUGGAUUAAGCCCAACAGAGAGCCUAAGAGAUGACAAGAAUAAAGAUUCACUUGAAAAACACAAAGCAUCAGACAUGAAAUCCAGUGACAGAAACAAUAACCAAGAAAAGUCUACUGACCGUAAAUCCAGACUUGAUCACGUCAAAAGACAACAGAGCAGACCUGCUAUCAAGCAAAUGGAUGGAGGAACAAGUGAUAUGAGCUCAUCUAUACCACAUACUGCAACCAGAGCUCUUAGCUGUGUGAAUGAUGCCAGACAGCGCAGCUCCUCAGUGGAGGUUGAUCAUUGCAGAGACAAGGCAAGUCAAGUAGGCAGUGAGACCCAGGACAUCUCAAUCUCAGAAUCUCCACAAAGGAAACUGAAAAUUCAGCCAUGGGAUUCAGCAAGAAAGGCUUUUAUUCUGAGGAGCAAGAGUGCAGAUGGAGGACCAGAGCAAGCUAAGCACACACAUUCACCUCUCCACCAAAAACUUAUAAAGGGUAACAGGUCCAAAGGACAGCCAAAUCCUGGUGGGCAUAGUGUUCCUAGUAAAAGAACAAAUCUUAGUAAAUCACAAGGAUCAAGCAAAGGUGCAUUAUCUAAAGUUGAGAACAAGGAGGAUAUUGUCGUAUCAACAAGUUCCAAGUCGCUUGAAAGUGUACAGCAGUUCUCUCCCCUUGCUUCCCCUGUGAAAUAUUCAACGACAUUUAAGACUCCAGGAAUCAAUGAAUGCUCUGAAAACCCAACAACAUUUUCUCUCCAAGCCACAAGAACUCAAUCAAGCAACAACUGUGUGGAAGAGAACAUAUAUGAUAACUUACCCUGCUCCCCACGAAAACAACGACGCCAAGACCAGCCCUGUGAUGUUUCCCUUUCAGAAUAUAGGUCCCCACCCCCUCCUUUACCCCCAGGUCGAACCACCUCUCUUCUUCUUAGACCCACUUGCGACUCUUUACCCGAAGCUCAUAAAUCUGUAGGUCAGUGCUCUACUACUGGGAAGACAACGUCAAGCAACACCAAGCCAAAAUCAUAUCAGCUUUGUUCUGCUUUACAGCCUCAACAAUCCAGUGCAACAAAAGACAAUCGACAAACAGCCCCACAAAUUGGUGCUGAAGGUAUCCCCGCUAAGCUCUACCAUACCCAUUCAUCCAAGACAACACAUGUCCAAGUUGAAGAAUCUCAAACUUCAGAGUCAAGACAGUUUCCAAUGGACAGAGCUGCCCCACACUAUGAUGAAAAUAUUGCACCCUCAAUCAUGCCAAAUCAGAGCAUCUUACAAAGAUCCCACCAGAGUAGUAGUGAGCCAAAACUUUCAGAAGUCUUGCCUCAGGUAUAUUCUAAUGUUUACUACCAUGGGAUUUCCAAUAAUUCUCACAGUUCCACUUCGAGAGGUGUUAGAAUGGCUCUCCCUGUAAAUGCUAAAUCGAAUGAGGCAAUCGCAGGACAGGAAACCAGUACCUUCCUCAUAUUCGGAAGACAGAACAAAGAUGAUACAAACUCGAUUACAAAAAGUGUCCAGACAUUUCAGACUUUUAUGUGUGAUCCCCAGAUGAAAUAUGACUGUGGUGCUCAUGACAGAACGCGCAGAAAGAUUGAAACCCGCUGUAACUCCCUGGACUCGGAGCCCUGCGCUCAACCUGUUGCAUCAGACAGUGGUGUGAUGUUAGACUGGGGUUUUGAUGAAGAAGGUUGGCUCUUUAAACGGUCAGUGUCAGUGUCAACCAGACCUCUCCUUAAACCAGUAAUGGGCAUGAAUGGGGCCAAGGCCCGUAGCCAGAGUUUCGGUGCACGCUACAUGGAUAGGCCAAGCUUCAACAGAUCUGGAAAGGUCCGGACACAGAUCAAAACACACUCAGGGAGUUCCUUAAAUUCUCUUGGUGAUGUCCUUCCAGGAAGUAUGAGUUGCUCUAACAGCUACCAUUGUCCAAUGAAUCGAUCCCUUUUGAACAACUUCUUGAUUGAAGAGGGUUUGACGGUUCCCUCAUAUUUGGGGUCCUCCAGUGAAAGACUCCAAAGCCUGAAACUCCAGCGAGAGCAGGCAAGGCGCAUUCAGAUUGAGCAACAGUUUUCAAGUGCUUUUGGUGAGCCAGUCUCUGAGGAACCAGAAAGACAAAGUUCAAUAACCACAAUCGAAGAGAAAGUGAUGCUCGGCAUAGAGGAGAACUUGCACAAGUGUCAAGAACAGGAGCGAACCAUAGAAGUGAAGCAAAAACCUGGUCCAACUCUGGCAAAUUGGUUUGGUUUUCGUAAAAGUAAGCUUCCUGCACCAAGCAGCAAGAAGACUGAUCCACCAAAAGUAAAAGAAGACAAGAGGGAGCAAAAGAUUACAUCACUUCUCGGAGGAAAGCAGGCAAAGUCUGACAAAAAGAGAGACAGAAGAAAAAGUGAUGGAAAAGACUGCUCCGUGGGUAGAAGAGAGUCUCACGAUGCAGUGAGAGCAUGCAUAUCAAUUCCCUGCCCAGGAAUGUCCCUGAAUGAGAUACAAGGACAUGCUGACGUCACUGGGGACCCAAAGAUACAGAUUAUGAGCGGGAGAGUUGAUGGUGAAAAUGGAUCCACUGUGAAGACCCCCAACCAGGCUGCAGUAAUAGGCUCCGGCUGUAAGAUGCGAACGUUGGACAGUGGGAUUGGGACCAUCCCUCUUCCUGAAUCCUGUUCCUUCUUCUCCUCCAUCCUGCACCUCCUCCCCAAAUCCUCAUCAACCCCAGACCAGUCCCUCAGUCCUCCCAGUGCCCCCGGUUCCUCCAGCGAGGACGUGUCUCCCUCCCCAUUACCCCGGUGGAGAAUACCCUCCAGCUUUAAGGACAGCAGCCAUGCAGGGGUUCUAAACUCCCUGUCUAACUCCUCUAUGACCCGUAUCCAGUCAGUGCCUUUCCCCACUGUGGCCUUCCUGCAGCCCAUCCAACCCCAGUGUUCACCUAUUGUGACCUCUGCCAGUGUGUGUGAUCCCCAGAGCAGGCUCCCCAGACCACCCCAAGGUGGAAUGGAACCAAAGAAGUUAACCUAUAUCAAGUCGAACACACGAGCCACCCCGAGCCAACAGAAAGAGCAGACGAGACUUCAGCUUGCCAACUAGUUCCUGAGGCUAAAGGAGACAAACUAGAAACUGGGAGUCGAAUUUUCACUUGGAUUUAUCACUUUAACUCACAUGGAGGAUCCUUAAUUCCCACAGUGUGGACACUGUGUCUGUGUAUGAGGAUGAAACGCUCACAACUUGGCACUGCAGGCUUCCACAUGUGCUUGGUGUUGAGUUGAGAUCCUCAGCAGCUUUCGAUGUGUAAUAAUGAAAACUUUGGCAGCCAUUUUGGAGAUCUGCAGCUCAUCGGCUUCAGCUUCUAAACGUUACAUUGACAUGGUUCAUUUUCUUUUCAUCUGACAACAUGCAAUUUUAAAUACAUGAAACAAUCACAUUUUAACUGCAAUGGUAGGUUAGUUUCUAUGUCUCUAUGCUACCUGAUGUAUCACUACCAACUUAUAAAUACAUCUGAGUUGCACAUAAGCUGAUGUAAGUGGCUGUGCACAUUAACUGACCUACAACAAUGAAGCUUUAAAUGUGCAGGUCUGAUCGUAAAAUCAACUUUGCAUGACCCUGACUUACUACAUGCAUCUACUGCAACACACAACUUUCAUUGUUAAAAACGUAUAUUCUCAUGUUAAAAUGUGUUCUCAUACUGUGUGACAGUAUGCAACUGGCACAGCAAUGCUGUUGCAACCCUGUCACCUUACAAAUUACAUAUAUAUAACUUACUUUGUCUGGCUAUUUUGGAGAAAUUAUUAAAGUGCUGAAUUGUGUAUUUCUUUUUACCAAAUAUGUUUUCCCAACAGUGUAAAGUCUAAUGAAGACUUUUUAAAAAAGAAACUUAAGACAACAUGGAUUUGAAGCUUUGUCCUUGGAAACUGUGGGACUUUCAUUACUAGACUGUCUAUUCUUCUGUAUUACACACACACACACACACACAUGUUGCUCACACAUACUAUAUGACCUUAUAAAGAUGUGUCAGCAAACCAUUCUCCACCUUCAUAUCCAGCAGUCACAGAGGAACAGUAGCUUCUCAUUGAUAUGUGUCAUCGAUUCUGACACAGAACAAUGUUCUCUCUGUUUUGGUCUCCAGAUGUUAAGAAACAGUGUCAGCUCUUUGACUUGCCGGAUGGACGACUGCAUCAACCAGCUGCUUGUAACUUUGUCCUUUGGUACAAGCAGCUGCGUUUUUGUUAAUGAUGCUAGACCACUGUUUAAAAGUGGUUGUUACAUCACAUUGUCACUUGACUACAUUCGAUUAAAAACCUUUGUUUAAUGCAGGUUUACAUGAUAAUUUACAAGCACAGACAGUUUGCUACCAGACCUCUCUAAUGGCGCCAGCUGUGGAGACUAGGGACUCCACUAAAACCCUGCAGGGUAUGUAGCUCAUUCAUUUACAGUUUUCAGCCACAUGUGAAGUUCUAGUCUCGAAUAAUUCUGUCACUGAUAUGUUUUGGAGCAAAGCAGCAGAUGGAAACUUUUAAUGUUAAGAUUACAAACUAUGCUUUCCUGAAAAUAUCCAGAGCUAUCUUAUGUACAGCACUUACUACUGAUUUCCAUUCAGGAGUUCUGCACCUGGCUGCGUAUUAUGACUCCUUUAAGUCUGCACUAACUUGUUGAAAGCUUUUUUUAUUGUCACAUUGUUUAUAUCAACUUGCAUGCAACCGCCCUCUGGAUUAUUCAAACCUACAAAUGCAUCAUAUGAAUCUGAUGUCCAUCAUCAUAUGCAUCAGAGUUUCUUCACAAGAGGUUGAAUAAACUGACGUGUUAAAUGUGAUGUGCACUGUUAAAUAUUUAUGUAAUAAGACACAAUAUCAUCUAAUGUGAGACCAGCUUUCACACCUGCACCUUGAUAUUUUGAAAAAAUCUCCUCUUAAAAUGAAACUUCAUAUGUGCACUAUAUUCAGCUUUUUUUCUCACAUUUUUCCACAGUUAUGACAUCGAGACCGACCUGUUGGUUUUGCAUUUAACGUUGGCUUUAAAGCACCUAGUAGGCACAUAGUGGACGCUGUUGUGCUCGCUCAGGGAAAAAACUAACAACGAGUGUCUAGGAUAGAUGCUGUGGAUUAACACAUACAAUCAUUUCACUGCAACCAUCAGAUUUCACUGUGGUUGAAGAUAUUUACUCGUCCUCUUGUCUGUUUUUGUCUGUACACUGACCUGUUACAUAUCGCACCACGGUUGCUCAGUUUUCUCUCUCUUAUGUAUGCUGUGCCCUUUAUAGUAAUGUUUUCAGUGUCAUGAAUGCAUCUAAACAUAUUUGACAGUCAUAGCUACUUUACUAUGUUUCCCUCUCACACCUUUGUCAGCUCCCAACCCUUCAUGUGUAGAUAUUUGUGAAAAUGCAUAUUGCCAAACACUGCUCUGAGCUAAUCGCGUAUACAGAAAAUGAAUGCAACUAAAUCUACAUAUCAGACUUAUCAUGGUGAUUAUAGCCAUAUUCUUCAACACACUAGAGACAGUUUACAUGUGAUGUAGAACUAUAAAGCACUGUAACAUUGCACAAUGCCAUUAGUCAUGCCAUCUUACUGUAUUAACCUCUUCUUUAAACUGCUUCAUGUAUAUGUGAGGUAAUAUUUGUAAAAUAGCAGUAGUGUUGACGCCAAUUGAAGCACACAGGCCUAUUAAAUUAUAUAUGUAGCGUGCACAGGUGAUACAAGGUUUAAUGGAUCAGGGAACAGAUUGGCUGCACCGAUACGGGUAGAUGGAGCAUGAUGUCUGUGUUUUUAAAGUGGCUCAUAUAAUGAAGAGCAUUACUCUCAAAAGAGUAUUGUAUUUUUCUACAUGUACUCUAACGCCCUGUAUUUGUACUAAGCACUGAAGAGUGUAAUUUAACCAUUUAGUGCACAUAAUGUUACUCACUCUAACAGUAAUUCUCCCCCUAAAUGUUUUUUUCAGUACCCUAUAUGAAGUUCCUGUGUGACGGUCACCUUAGCAGUAUGAAUUGAGAACUGUAUAUUACUGAUAUUCCUUGUUUUAUGUCAAAAAAGAAAGAGAAAUAAACCAUUUCAAUACUUACAAUACA
Pleuronectes platessa (European plaice) is the source of this 8240-nucleotide messenger RNA. Its product is annotated as nck-associated protein 5. The transcript has 14 exons. The coding region runs from base 1013 to 5272 and encodes 1419 amino acids. Gene Ontology annotation, biological process: microtubule depolymerization; microtubule bundle formation. The record is from RefSeq and is a predicted model, not a curated record. NCBI's taxonomy places the organism in Eukaryota, Metazoa, Chordata, Actinopteri, Pleuronectiformes, Pleuronectidae. Gene Ontology annotation, cellular component: microtubule plus-end.